CCCUCCGGGGGGGCCGGGGCCGCCGCCGCCGCCGCCGAGGCGGCGACUGAAGCCGCGCAGCGAGGAGGGGCGGGGAGUGGCCGCCGCCGUCCCCGGGAGGCGCCGGAGCCCGACUGCACUCGCAGCCAGCCAGCCGUCCCGAGCCGCUCGCAGGUCACCUCUGACCCUGUUUUCCUAAUCCCAGACCUAGUUACUUCGUUGGAGGGGGCACUGAGGCUCGGCAGUAUUUCACUGAAAACAUCCUUCGAGUACCUCGUGCCUACAACUGCUUCCAGCUUCCCAGACCACAGCUGUGGGGAGCUUGGGGUGCAGCAAACAAGAUUUUGUAUUCAGCUGCCCAGGCAGAGGAGAAUGGGGUCUCCACAGCCUGAAGAAUGAAGACACGACAGAAUAAAGAUUCAAUGUCAAUGAGGAGUGGACGGAAGAAAGAGGCCCCCGGGCCCCGGGAAGAGCUGAGAUCAAGGGGCCGGGCCUCCCCUGGAGGGGUCAGCACAUCUAGCAGUGAUGGCAAAGCUGAGAAGUCCAGGCAGACGGCCAAGAAGGCCCGAGUAGAGGAAACCUCUACCCCAAAGGCCAACAAGCAGGGCCGAAGCGAGGAGAUCUCCGAGAGUGAAAGUGAGGAGACCAGUGCACCUAAAAAGACCAAAACUGAGCAGGAGCUCCCUCGACCACAGUCUCCCUCGGAUCUGGACAGCCUGGAUGGGCGCAGCAUUAAUGAUGAUGGCAGCAGUGACCCUAGGGAUAUAGAUCAGGAUAACCGAAGCACAUCCCCCAGCAUCUACAGCCCUGGAAGUGUGGAGAAUGACUCUGAUUCAUCUUCGGGCCUGUCCCAGGGCCCAGCCCGCCCCUACCACCCACCUCCACUCUUUCCUCCCUCCCCUCCACCACCAGACAGCACUCCUCGGCAGCCAGAGCCUGGCUUUGAACCCCAUCCUUCUGUGACACCCACUGGAUAUCACGCUCCAAUGGAGCCACCCCCAUCUCGGUUAUUCCAGGGCCCUCCUCCUGGAGCCCCUCCCCCACACCCACAGCUCUACCCUGGGAAUGCUGGUGGAGGUGUUUUAUCUGGACCCCCCAUGGGUCCCAAAGGGGGAGCAGCUGCCUCUUCAGUGAGUGCCCCUAGUGGAGGCAAGCAGCAUCCCCCACCCACCACCCCAAUUUCAAUAUCAAGCUCUGGGGCCACUGGUGCCCCUCCAACAAAGCCGCCCAAUACUCCAGUGGGUGGUGGGAACCUACCUUCUGCUCCACCACCAGCCACUUUCCCCCAUGUGACACCAAACCUGCCGCCUCCACCUGCCCUGAGACCCCUCAACAACGCCUCAGCCUCUCCUCCUGGAAUGGGGGCUCAGCCAAUCCCUGGGCAUCUGCCCUCUCCCCAUGCCAUGGGUCAGGGCAUGAGUGGACUUCCUCCUGGCCCAGAGAAGGGUCCAACUCUGGCUCCCUCACCCCACCCUUUGCCCCCAGCUUCUUCCUCCUCUGCCCCUGGGCCCCCAAUGCGGUACCCAUAUUCAUCCUCUAGUAACUCUGGAGCAGCUGCUUCUAGCUCCUCCUCCUCUGCCUCCCAGUACCCAGCUUCCCAGGCUCUGCCCAGUUACCCUCAUUCCUUCCCUCCACCAACAAGUAUGUCUGUUGCUAAUCAGCCACCCAAGUAUACCCAGCCUUCUCUCCCAUCGCAGGCUGUGUGGAGCCAGGGUCCUCCACCCCCUCCCCCCUAUGGCCGCCUCUUGGCCAACACCACCCAUCCAGGCCCUUACCCUCCCACUGGGGGCCAAUCCACAGCCCACCCACCAGCCCCUACACAUCACCAUCACCAGCAACAACAGCAGCAGCAACAUCAUCAUGGAAACUCUGGGCCCCCUCCACCUGGAGCAUAUCCUCACCCCCUAGAGAGCAGUAGCUCCCAUCAUGCACACCCUUACAACAUGUCACCCUCCCUGGGGUCUUUGAGGCCCUACCCAUCAGGGCCAGCACACCUGCCUCCACCUCAUGGCCAGGUGUCCUAUAGCCAAGCAGGUCCCAAUGGCCCCCCAGUUUCCUCCUCUUCCAACGCUUCCGGCUCUUCCUCUCAAGCCUCCUACUCAUGUUCACACCCCUCCUCAUCCCAGGGUCCCCAAGGGGCAUCCUACCCCUUCCCACCAGUUCCUCCAGUCACCACCUCCUCAGCUACUCUGUCUACUGUCAUCGCCACCGUGGCUUCCUCGCCAGCAGGCUACAAGACGGCCUCACCACCCGGGCCCCCUCAGUACAGCAAGAGAGCCCCAUCCCCAGGCGCCUACAAGACCGCCACCCCGCCUGGAUACAAACCGGGGUCACCACCCUCCUUCAGAACGGGGACCCCACCCGGCUUUCGAGGCACCUCUCCGCCAGCAGGUCCAGGGACCUUCAAGCCAGGCUCGCCCACCGUGGGGCCAGGGCCCCUGCCUCCUGCGGGGCCUUCCAGUCUGUCGGCUCUGCCUCCACCCGCCGCGGCCCCCGCUGCAGGGCCGCCCCUGGCGGCCACGCAGAUCAAACAGGAGCCGGCCGAAGAGUAUGAGGCCCCCGAGAGUCCCGUGCCCCCGGCCCGAAGCCCUUCGCCCCCUCCCAAGGUGGUGGACGUGCCCAGCCACGCCAGCCAGUCGGCCCGGUUCAAUAAGCACCUGGACCGCGGCUUCAACUCGUGCGCGCGCAGCGACCUGUACUUCGUGCCGCUGGAGGGCUCCAAGCUGGCCAAGAAGCGCGCCGACCUGGUGGAGAAGGUGCGGCGCGAGGCCGAGCAGCGCGCGCGCGAGGAGAAGGAGCGCGAGCGCGAGCGGGAGCGCGAGAAGGAGCGCGAGCGCGAGAAAGAGCGCGAGCUGGAGCGCAGUGUGAAGUUGGCCCAGGAGGGCCGUGCUCCGGUGGAGUGCCCGUCUCUGGGUCCAGUGCCCCAUCGGCCUCCCUUUGAGCCUGGCAGCGCUGUGGCUACGGUGCCCCCUUACCUAGGUCCCGAUACUCCAGCCCUGCGCACUCUCAGUGAAUACGCCCGACCUCACGUCAUGUCUCCUGGCAAUCGCAACCACCCGUUCUAUGUGCCCUUGGGGGCCGUGGACCCGGGGCUUCUGGGUUACAAUGUCCCAGCCCUGUACAGCAGCGACCCAGCUGCCCGAGAAAGGGAGCGGGAAGCCCGUGAACGUGACCUCCGUGACCGGCUCAAGCCUGGCUUUGAGGUGAAGCCGAGUGAGCUGGAACCCCUACAUGGGGUCCCCGGGCCGGGCCUGGAUCCCUUCCCCCGACACGGGGGCCUGGCCCUACAGCCUGGGCCGCCUGGCCUGCAUCCUUUCCCUUUUCAUCCGAGCCUGGGGCCCCUGGAGCGAGAACGGCUAGCGCUGGCAGCUGGGCCAGCCCUGCGUCCUGACAUGUCUUACGCUGAGCGCCUGGCAGCUGAAAGGCAGCAUGCAGAAAGGGUGGCGGCCCUGGGCAAUGACCCACUGGCCCGGCUGCAGAUGCUCAACGUGACUCCCCAUCACCACCAGCACUCCCAUAUCCACUCUCACCUUCACCUGCACCAGCAGGAUGCCAUCCAUGCAGGUAAGACGCCCUGUUUCCUGGCUUUGGACGGUGGCUCGGCCACUGGCGUCAGUCGCCCUCUCCCGAGAUUACUGUUCUCACCUCUGCUUCCUUGACUCUCCGUCCACGCUGUCUCACGCCCUCUUCAUAGUCCUUGAUAACAGACCAAGCUGGAGCCUUGUGAAGGAUCACCUCUCUGUCUUCCUCUCUCUAAGCCCCUCACAUAGCAGUGUUCUUGUUCCAAACCUCGUCUGUUGCCAACAUCUCCUUCCCUUACAUCUAGGGGUCUUCUGUGUUUCUGCCCAUCUGUAGAUUUAGAACCUUUUGGAAAAAUCCAUGUAAGUUUGGUUUUGGUGCCAUAGGCAAUAAGGAGCUUUCCUCACUAUUUUAACGUCGCGCUUAUAGCCCAGAACACGGCCUAGUUGGCCGUAGACUUGGUCAUUUGGAAUUGCUCGUUUCUUCUCGCCCUCCCCCAUUCCCCCCAGUUAGAGCAUGUAUUUAUUUAUAAGUAUACAGAACAACAGGCUUUUGGCAUUUUCUUUUUCUUUUUUCUUUUUAAGAUUUAUUUAUUGAUUGAUACAUGUAUCCCUGCCGACCAGAAGAGGGUACUAGAUCCCAUUUCAGGUGGUUGUCAGCCACCAUGUGGUUGCUGGGAACCGAACUUCAGACCUUUGGAAGAGUAGCCAGUGCUCCUAACCGCUGAGACAUCUCUCCAGCCCGGGCUUUUGGCAUUUUCAUUCGGCUCAUACUCAUCCCACCUCUUACAUUUUUUUCCCUGUCUCAUUUCUUAAACUUAAAAAAUCAGUAGUUUUCUAAACUUACCCUUCUUCUCUUCAGAGUAAUCCAUUCUUCUCUUUCCUCCUCAGCCCUCUCUGCUAACUAAUCUGUCUUCAGUCAAGCGUGUCUCUUCCCCAGCAGUUUCUUCUUCCCAGCUCAGGACUCGAGCUCUUUCCUCCUGCCUUCCUUAAGCUUUGCAUCCCUGGGGUCUGUCUUCACAGGCGAAAUCCCUCCACCCCGGUGCAUGGUUGUCCCUGACCCUGCCUCCUGGUGACACCUUCCUUU
Peromyscus californicus insignis is the source of this 4584-nucleotide messenger RNA. RefSeq names its product atrophin 1 (gene Atn1). Bases 375 to 3638 code for a protein of 1087 amino acids. Gene Ontology annotation, cellular component: nucleus. Lineage: Eukaryota; Metazoa; Chordata; Mammalia; Rodentia; Cricetidae. The record is from RefSeq and is a predicted model, not a curated record. The transcript is spliced from 9 exons. Gene Ontology annotation, molecular function: transcription corepressor activity.